AUGUCACGCCCUCAUCAGUCUGCAAAGUUUGUCAAGGCUCAGCAACGGCGUCAGCGAUACUCAGCCAUCGACGCUGAGAGUGAUAUACCGGAAUCCUGGGCUAAUCUGGACGAAAUUACCGCCGGUCAACCGGUAGAGAAUCUACACGAAUCGCCUGUGCACCACCCCGCAAGCUUAGAACAAGCACGAAACCAGGAGCGGGAGUAUUUGGAGCAGCAAGAAUGUGAAUCUGGGCGACUCGGCGGGGCGCUCUCUUCGGGAGAGUCGUCGACGGCAAAGGGACCCACGAGAUGGGCAACACAACUAUACGUACACUCCUAUCUUGUCUUUUUCUCCUUAUUAGGAACACUUGCAAGGAAAGGACUGGAAUCUUUGACAACCUAUCCCGUCACACCCAUCGCCUUUGACACCAUAUGGGCCAAUUUUGCUGGCUGCCUGAUUAUGGGCAUCCUCAUGGAAGAUCGCAAGAUUUUCCUCCAUGAAUGGGGUUCUCCGAUUUAUAAUCAACAGAUUCUUAUGGAGGAAAGGCGACUGAAAGACGAAGAGAGCGGAACAAGCUCGGAACAAGAGCCAAUUGACCUUGCCGCCGCAAAAAAGACCUUCACGUCCACGAAAAAGUCCAUCCCUCUCUUCAUCGGCCUAACUACUGGCUUUUGUGGCUCAUUUACCACGUUUUCGGAUUUCAUCAUGGAUUCCUUUCUCGCGCUUUCAAACGGCCUACAACCUCCAUCAACCACUCUUGCUACGGACCGAAACGGCGGCUAUGAUUUCAUGGCAUUGCUUGCGGUUGCUAUUGCUACAGUGUCUCUCUCUCUGGCGGGAUUUACAGUUGGUGCACAUUUGGCUAUAGCACUGGAGGGUACUAUGCCGUCACUCCCUUAUGCCUUCAUGCGGAAGUUCCUUGACCGUUUUGUGGUAUUCCUUGGCUGGGGGUCAUGGGUUGGGGCGAUUUUGCUGUGUGUAUUCCCCCCUCAUGACCUUUGGCGUGGCCGCAUGCUAUUUUCUCUUGUUUUCGCUCCCUUGGGAGUAUUCACCAGGUUCUACCUCGCUCUAUUUCUCAAUGGAAGAAGCGCAUCCUUUCCUGUUGGGACGUUCGUUGCUAACAUCCUGGCAUCAAUGGUUAUCGCUUUGGCCUGGGAUAUCAACCACGCUGCUGUAGGUGGCAUCAUAGGAUGCCAAGUGCUCCAAGGUAUCCAGGGUGGAUUCUGUGGGUGCCUCAGCACUGUUUCUACGUGGGUAGUAGAGCUAUCCUCCCUAGGUCGGAAGCAUGCGUAUUUAUACGGGUUCGCCAGUGUACUCGUUUCUUUCGCUCUAGUUGUCAUUAUUGCGGGAAGCGAAAAAUGGAGCCAAGGAGUUCAGGACCCUCUCUGUUCAGCAUGA
Ilyonectria robusta is the source of this 1380-nucleotide messenger RNA. Its product is annotated as putative chromosome condensation protein. Gene Ontology annotation, molecular function: fluoride transmembrane transporter activity. Gene Ontology annotation, cellular component: membrane. The transcript is spliced from 2 exons. Gene Ontology annotation, biological process: fluoride transmembrane transport. The coding region runs from base 1 to 1380 and encodes 459 amino acids. The record is from RefSeq and is a predicted model, not a curated record. Lineage: Eukaryota; Fungi; Ascomycota; Sordariomycetes; Hypocreales; Nectriaceae.